This is a messenger RNA of Diaporthe batatas, 1734 nucleotides long. RefSeq lists its product as uncharacterized. NCBI's taxonomy places the organism in Eukaryota, Fungi, Ascomycota, Sordariomycetes, Diaporthales, Diaporthaceae. Gene Ontology annotation, molecular function: FAD binding; D-arabinono-1,4-lactone oxidase activity. The record is from RefSeq and is a predicted model, not a curated record. Bases 1 to 1734 code for a protein of 577 amino acids. The transcript has a single exon. Gene Ontology annotation, cellular component: membrane.
AUGGCAGUCAUGGGUCUUAUUCUUUACGCGCUGCUUAGCACUUGCGUUAUGCGGGAUCAUGUCGUCACAGCAGCUUCGCCAGGCCAUGCCAAAUGGAAUACCGUUCACGAUCGAACAACCCAAGGCAUCGCCAAUUUAGAGGCUGAUUUUGGCCUACGAGCCACAAGCUCGCGGAGUGACGGGGACUCGUCUGGUCCCUCAAACCACCUGGGCAGAUCUCUCACAAAGAUGGCAAACCCUGGCCAGUGGUCGGACUGGCUUGGAGAACAAACAUGCACGCCGAUUGCUAAAGAAUCGCCAACUUCUCUCGAGCAGCUUGUUUCUAUCAUCAACGAUGCGGGUGGCAAGAGGCAACGUGUGCGGGCUGUGGGGUCCGGCCACUCGACGUCGGACAUCACUCGAACUGAUGGCGGUAUCCUGAUCGACCCACAUCAAAUGGAUAGUAUCCUUGACGUUGACACUACAGCUCUUAACCAGACCGGCAGCGGUUUGAACCUCAUUCGCGUCCAGAGCGGAAUCCUCAUCAAAGACCUGAAUCAGCAGCUCGAUGACCGCGGCCAGGCUCUAAUGCACAUGCCCGCCUACGAUGGCCAGACCAUAUCCGGGGCCAUGAGCACCGGGAGUCAUGGGUCCGGGGCAAAAUGGGGACCAAUGCCCGCGAUGCUGCGGUCCAUCGUGAUGGUAAUCGGGAAUGGCACCGUCUUCCAGAUUGAGCCAGCCAGUGCCGCCAUCACCGACCCGACCAAGUUCCCCGGCACGUUGCCCGAAGCUCCAGGUGUGCCUGUUGUCUUACUGCAAGACGACACCUGGUUCCAGGCGGCGCAGGUUUCCAUGGGUUGCCUGGGAGUCAUCUACUCUUACACGAUGGAGGUGACAGCCGCGUUCCACGUAUCCGAAAACCGCACCGCGGUUCGGUGGGAGGACAUCAAGGGCCACUUUGCGCCCGAGACCUUCAACCCGUUGCCUGCUCCUUUGGCCGACUGGGACCACUUCGAAUUAGUCGUGAGUCCAUAUGCGAGCGAUGACGACGGCAAGCACCCCUGCGUCUGGAUCGAGCGAGCCCGGGUCGGCAGCACAGCGAAGCGCGGCUCGCGGCAGGACUUCUGGGGCCGCAUACUCGAGGACGUCGGCAUCAUCCUGUCCACAACCGUGCUGGACGACAUCCUCAACUUGUUCCCACGCCUGGCGCCCUCCUCGAUCAACACAGCAAUGGAGCAGCUCACCACAGACGACGCGCCGUACGUCGACAGCAGCUACACCGUCUUCAAGGUGCUCGACUCGGAGCUCGAGCUCAGGGCGCACGCGAUCGAGCUGCACUUCCCGGCCGAGAACCUCGUUGCGACGGUCGACAAGCUGAUGGCCACGUUCCAGAGCAUCGCGGACUGGAAGAACCUUUAUGUCGCGGGGCCUGUCGGUAUCAGAUUCGUCGCGGCUUCGGAUGCGCUGCUUGCGCCACAGACUGGGCGGCUGACGGCCACGGCGGAGAUGAGCAAUAUUGUUGGGAUCCAGAAGGGAGAGGAGCUGCUGCAGGAGGUGAAGAGUGCCAUGUCUACAGCGGACAGGUCAAUUAGGGUGCACUGGGGCUUGGAUUUGGACACCGUCACUGCGCAGGAUGCUCGUGACUGGUAUGGGGCAAACUUGGAUAGGUGGUUGGGUGUUUAUCGGGAGGCGAAUGUGAAUGGGAUUUUCAAUAAUAGAUUCACGGAUAGAAUUGGCAUCACGGCCGGGGUCUGA